AUGGCACAGGUUGACAAGCUCAGAUCCGAAGGCUUCAACGACAAGGACUUCCGCACCGUCAUCAUCAACACGGGCGUCGACUGGCACCACCCGCCUUGGUCGACCGACAAGUUCGGCUCCUCGCAGAGCCCGACGGGCGGUUUCGUCGGCAGCUACUCGAACUUGGGUCCCACGUUCGGCGGCGAGCUGAGGCCACAGUUCGGCGCCCCCGUGGGGAACGUCUUGCCGACGGACCUAUUGUUCAAAGACGGAUACACCGUCAAACUCGGAGACCUCCUUGUCGACCCCGAUGGUGGGUGCCAUCAUUGCGCUGGUGUUCAAUGUACGUUCACCAUCCUUGUUGUGCCUGCCGUCAUCCAAGGUGGCCAGCUUGGGCUUUCUCCAGUGUCGCUCGUAAGCGCGCGACAAGACGACUCCGGCCGAGAUCACCUAUCUCCUUCCAUCCACCGCAAAGCCGUCCUUCGAAGAGACGCGCGGGGGGGCGGAAGCACCUGGUCUCGGGGGCCCAGCAGGGCGGCGGCAUAG
Colletotrichum higginsianum IMI 349063 is the source of this 525-nucleotide messenger RNA. RefSeq lists its product as uncharacterized. The transcript is spliced from 2 exons. Lineage: Eukaryota; Fungi; Ascomycota; Sordariomycetes; Glomerellales; Glomerellaceae. Bases 1 to 525 code for a protein of 174 amino acids. The record is from RefSeq and is a predicted model, not a curated record.